AUGGCGUUGCCACUCCAUGUCGUCCUGCACGAGCCCGAGAUCCCGAACAACACGGGCAACAUCGGCCGCACGUGCGUCGCGACGGGCGCGAAGCUCCACAUCAUCAAGCCCAUGGCCUUCGACACCUCGGAAAAAGCCCUCCGCCGCGCCGGGCUCGACUACUGGCCCCGCCUGAACCCCACCGAGCACGAAUCGUUCGACGACUACAUGCGCAACACCGCCGUGCGUCCCGACAAGCUCUGGCUCUUCACCACCAGGGCCCACUGCCCCGUGUGGGAAGCGCCCAUCCACCCCGGCCACCACCUCGUCUUCGGCAAGGAAACCAGCGGCCUCCCCGCCGAGAUCCUCGACCGCUACCCCCACCGCUGCGUCACGCUGCCGAUGGUCGAGGACGAGCGCUCGCUCAACCUCGCGACGGUCGUGUGCGCGGCGCUCUACGAGGGCCUCCGCCAGUGCGCGCAGCGGCAUCAAUAUCUGGUCUGCCCGCGCGGGAAACUGAGGAUGUGA
This is a messenger RNA of Symbiodinium necroappetens, 507 nucleotides long. The record is from the annotation of a GenBank genome assembly. Lineage: Eukaryota; Dinophyceae; Suessiales; Symbiodiniaceae.